This is a messenger RNA of Thermochaetoides thermophila DSM 1495, 1674 nucleotides long. RefSeq lists its product as uncharacterized. The transcript has a single exon. NCBI's taxonomy places the organism in Eukaryota, Fungi, Ascomycota, Sordariomycetes, Sordariales, Chaetomiaceae. The record is from RefSeq and is a predicted model, not a curated record. Gene Ontology annotation, biological process: rRNA processing; positive regulation of transcription by RNA polymerase I. Gene Ontology annotation, cellular component: nucleolus. Gene Ontology annotation, molecular function: protein binding. The coding region runs from base 1 to 1674 and encodes 557 amino acids.
AUGGCAGCCGAGGUUGUCCCGCUGCCCCAGCUCAAGCUGCCCUCGGGGCCGAGCCCCAUAACGGCCGAGCAACGCUACUGGCGUUCAUUCAAAAAGCAAAAAUCGCAUACAUCGACUGCGAAUUGGCCCAUUUCGCACAUCAGUUUCCCCGCGUCUCUCGGCACCACCGCCUUGGUUUCGUCGUCGCUCGUCGCUGCUGCUAAGACCAACGACCUUUUCGCCGUCACGGCUGGUCCCCGUGUCGAGAUCUUCUCCAUCCGCAAACGCGAGCCGCUCAAGACUAUUGGUCGCUUCGACAGUGAAGCCCAUUGCGGCGAGAUCCGUCCCGAUGGCAGAGUUCUGGUUGCCGGCGAGGACACUGGCCGGAUGCAGGUGUUUGAUGUCGGUCAGGGCACCCGCGCCGUCAUCCUCAAGACAUGGCAUAUCCAUAAGCAGCCCGUCUGGGUGACCAAGUGGUCGCCCACGGAGCUGACAACUCUGAUGAGCUGUUCCGACGACAAGACUGUCCGCCUCUGGGAUCUUCCCUCCAACGACCCAACCCGCCUCUUUACAGGCCACACUGACUACGUCCGUUGCGGCGCCUUCAUGCCAGGCUCUGCUAACAGCAACCUGCUCGUCUCCGGCUCCUACGACGAGACUGUCCGUGUGUGGGACGCCCGCGCCCCCGGCGGUGCCGUCAUGACCUUCAAACACGCCGAUCCCAUCGAGGAUGUCCUGCCCCUCCCCUCCGGUACAACCCUCCUAGCCGCCUCGGGCAACGCCAUCUCAGUCCUCGACCUCGUCGCUGCCAAACCCCUCCGCCUCAUCACCAACCACCAAAAGACUGUGACCUCGCUCUCCCUGGCCUCUCAAGGCCGCCGCGUCGUCUCCGGCUCUCUCGAUGGCCACGUCAAAGUCUUUGAAACCACCUCCUGGAACGUCGUCGCCGGCGCCAAGUACCCCUCGCCCAUCCUCUCCCUCUCCGUCAUCACCGCCGGCGCUUCCCACGAUGACCGUCAUCUCGCCGUAGGCAUGCAAUCUGGCGUGCUAUCCAUCCGCACACGCCUGUCCGGCCCCGCUGCCGAUCGCGAGCGCGAGCGCGAGCGCGUCGAAGCCGCCAUGGCCAAAGGUCCCGAGGCCAUCGCCAAGCUGGACGCCGCCAAAGCAAAGCGCAAGCGGGCUGCUGUGAGCAACAAGAACAUGGACCUCCUCGGCGAGUCCGCCGACGUGAUCAUCCCCACCGCUGACCCCGGCACGCAUCCCCGCGGCCGUCGUCCUAAGCUUAAACCCUGGCAGAAAGCCUUCCGCCAGGGCCGCUAUGCCGCCGCAGUCGACGACGUGCUCAACACCACCGCGCCAAGCUACGACCCGGUCAUCGCUUUGACCCUCCUCACCGCCCUCCGGCACCGCUCUGCCCUCCGCGAGGCCCUCCAAGGUCGGGACGAGCUAUCCGUAAUCAACAUCCUCCGCUGGGCAGGGAAGUACGUCGCGGAUCCACGAUAUAGGAGUAUCUGCGUGGAUGUGGCGUUCCAUUUAAUCGACCUGUACGCGGAGCACGUGGGCGGGAGCGCCGAGCUGGCGACACAGUUCCAGCAGCUGCUGGCGAAGGUGAAUCGGGAGGUGGAGAAAGCCGAGUUGGCAAUUGUUACGGGGGGCAUGGUGGAGAGUUUGAUGAUGAGUGUGGAGGCUCAAUAG